Molecule: messenger RNA, 1017 nt
Organism: Penicillium lagena
Lineage: Eukaryota; Fungi; Ascomycota; Eurotiomycetes; Eurotiales; Aspergillaceae
Product: WW domain-containing oxidoreductase
Exons: 1
Coding region: 1-1017 (338 amino acids)
Source: RefSeq, a predicted model, not a curated record
AUGUCGACCAGCAGAUACAUAGAAUCACACCUACAUCUUGAUGGACCCGGGGAUAGACGUCCAACAGCUCUCCAAAUAAUAGAAGACGAAGCUCUAGAGGGCAAACUUGGCGGCAAAGUCUUUGUUGUCACUGGUGUCUCUUCUGGAAUUGGCAUCGAAACUGUUCGUGCCUUAGCAACAACAAAUGCUACGGUUUAUGGUCUUGUUCGGGAUCUGAAGAAGGGCGAGCAAGCCCUCGCUUCUAUCCUCUGUCCUGGUCGUGUUGAGCUGCUACAUUGCGACUUGGCAUCACUUGAAAGUGUUAGGUCCUGCGCCGCCCAGCUUUUGAAGAAGCCGAACAACAAGUUGAACGUCCUAAUCGCCAAUGCAGGAGUCAUGGCCAUCCAGACCCGGACGACCACUGUGGACGGCUUCGAAGCCCAGUUCGGAUCCAAUCAUCUCGGGCACUUUCUCCUCUUCCAGCUACUCAAACCCACUCUUCUGGCAUCCUCGACAUCGAAUUUUCAGUCACGAGUCGUGGCACUCACAUCCUCCGGCCACCGACGCUACGGCGUGAACUUCGACAACCUCAAUUUCGAUGCGCCCGAUUCUUACACUCCGUUCGAUGCAUAUGCUCAGUCCAAAACCGCCAAUAUCUACAUGGCGAAUUACAUUGAACGGCAUUACGGUAAUCGCGGACUGCAUGGCUUGACCGUACAUCCCGGUGGCAUCUGGACUAAUCUCGGCAUCCAUCUCCCAAUCUCGGUGACACAGGCCUUUCAAAGCGACACAAGAUUGCAAAAUACGUUCAAGUCUCCCGAGCAAGGUGCGGCCACAUCAGUGCUUGCAGCAAUUGGGAAGGAGUUUGAAGGUAAAGGACGUAUCUAUAUUGAAGACUGUGGGGAGUGGGGACCUUUCGAAGGAGGGACGCACAAUCCUGCUUACCGGGGCUAUGCGUCCCAUGCGUUUGACGAGGAGGCAGAGGAUCAGCUGUGGAAAAUCUCUUGCGAGUUAGUUGAUGUCUACGAUGACGACUAG